Molecule: messenger RNA, 4935 nt
Organism: Xiphophorus maculatus (southern platyfish)
Lineage: Eukaryota; Metazoa; Chordata; Actinopteri; Cyprinodontiformes; Poeciliidae
Exons: 21
Coding region: 1736-4795 (1019 amino acids)
Biological process (GO): proteolysis; regulation of apoptotic process
Molecular function (GO): cysteine-type endopeptidase activity
Source: RefSeq, a predicted model, not a curated record
UUUUAUCUGUCCUUUAAAACUUUUAUUAUUACAUCAGUUGGCUUCCAUUUCCAGGUAACACCACAGCUCUCCUCGGUACAGAACCGCUUCAUUAUUCAAAUAGAUUCAAAGGAAGCAGAUUGGUUCUGCUGAUCAAUAACUGAUCAGAUCGUAACUGAUCAGAUCAUAACUGAUCGAUAAAUGAUCAGAUCGUAACCGAUCGAUAAAUGAUCAGAUCGUAACCGAUCGAUAACUGAUCAGAUCGUAACCGAUCGAUAAAUGAUCAGAUGAUAACCGAUCAAUAAAUGAUCAAAUCGUAACCGAUCGAUAACUGAUCAGAUCGUAACCGAUCGAUAACUGAUCAGAUCGUAACCGAUCGAUAACUGAUCAGAUCUCUCGGGUCGUUUCAGCCUCUGGAUUUCCUCCAGGCUGUUUUCUGCAGGGCGGAGCUUGAAGUGAAAAGCUUCUUCCUGCGAAGUCGACAUUCAGGUUUCAGAGACCGAGCGGCUCAGUCCAAGUCUGCUGCAGCACGGAGCGGCUCCGGGUUCUACUGGGCCGACUGGAGGACGUACUGGUGGAUGUACUGGGAGGACAGUUCACCACUGUAAGUGUCUGCCGUUUGUUUCAGUGCAUUCUGGGAUCUGUAGUUUUGGACCUGCAGCUCCUCGUUGCUAUGGACUGGUUGCCAGGUCUCUGAUGUCUCGGUAGGAUGGUUCUGUGGUGUGACGAAGAUCACCAGCAGAGCAUCAUCUUCAUCACUGGAGCAGAUCGUCCAGGAUUUAACAAUCAGGGAUUGAUUUCACACCAGAACCGGUCCAGAACCGCUCCAGAACCCGUCCAGAACCGCUCCAGAACCCGUCCAGAACCGCUCCAGAACCCAUCUCCUUCCUGAAUCAUCCCGUCAGGUUUUUACUUUAUGUCAGUUUGGAAAGUCAGACAUUUGUUCAUAAACAUUUGUUUGGUUCUGAUUUGGGGUCUUUGAGCAUCAGGAGGUGAAAUCUGAUCAUUUUCUCAUCAUUUCUGUGUUGCUGCUUUUUCCUGCAGCUGUUUCUGCAGAUGAAAGAGAAGCAGUUUAAUAAUAGGAAGAACUGAGUCAUCAGGAGAACAAAGGCAGCAUCAGGGAGUGGCUGCUGAUCAAAUAUCUGGAAAUAUUUUCUCUGGAAAUAAACUGAAAACUAUUUGAGUUCAUCAAGUGAAAACGGAGCCGCGGAAGCUAAGCUAACUGUCAGUAUUAUUAUUAUUACAUGCAGAAUUUAAUAUUUUUUGUUUUGCUGCGUUUGGAAAAGAAUUAUGAAGAUGUAUUUGUAUUUUUGCUCCUCUUCGUGGCGCCCCUGGACUGCAGGCGCCCGCAGCGUUUUAACUCUGCUCCAUGAAAGCUCAGUGUUGAGCUGCAGUUGGUGCAUGUGGAGCGUAGGAAAGUUCUGCAGAAGGACGAUCUCGUCCGACUGGAGGAGUUUUCAGGAAUAGUCUUGCGUGGUGUUGAUGUGCUUUAAGGAAACAGCCACAGCAAUGAGAUUAAAUCAGCUGCGUUUCCAUGGAAGUGACCAUUCAGGUUCUGCUGCUGAUGGGGAUUAGCAUGAAGCUAACUGACGUAGCCUGACUGUAACCCUUCGUUUGCUCUGAGUCAGGAGUUUAAGCUGGGAGGUUCUAAAGAGAAUCAACCAGCAGCAGGUUGGGGAGGGGGGUCAGUGGAGUGCAGCGCCAAGGCGCCCCUAGUGGCCAAAGAGCAGAACUGCAGCAGUAAUUAACGGAGGUGAUGCUGUUUGUCCUGCAGGAGAACUUCAGGAUCACGGAUCUCAGGAUGGCGGCGAAGAGUAAGAAGCAACCAGCAGGAUGUCAACCCAGCAAACCGGCCGCCAAGAACUCCUCAGCUUGUCCCUGCUGGUGUUGUCCUUUUCAGCGAGCAGAACUUCAUGAACCUGAACGGAUCCAGUCACCUGGACCUCAGAGUGAAGCUAAAGCUAAAGUAGCCAACACAGCGUCGCUCCUUCAGGGUUUUGUUCAAAAGAUCUGGAGUGAAGACCAGGCAGACUUCUGGCCCUCGGUUUGUCCUCCUGGGGAUAAAAAUGCUGAGUCGAAGCUUUGGCUGAAGAAGACUUUGGAAAAGUUAAACGAUAGAGAGCUGAGAUAUUUCCACUGGUUCCUGCAAACUGCAGACAACUUUAAACCAAUCAGAAGGAGUCGCCUGCAGCAUGCUGACAGACUGGACACAGUCGACCUGAUGCUCCAGACGUAUCCAAAAAAUUACCAAAAGGUCACCCAGAAGAUUAUGGAGAAGGUCAACAGUCGUACGAAACAUGAGGUUCAUAACUGGGUUCUGGGCUCUCUGGACAAUCUGGACGACAAACAGCUGAAGUACUUCCACUGGUUCCUCCAAACGGCAGACGAGUCCAAGGACGGCUUCAACCGAAUCCAGAAGAAAGACCUGGAGGAUGCAGACAGGCUGGACACAACGGACCUGAUGGUUCAGACGUACGCCACAAACACCAAGGAGGUCACAGAGAAGAUCCUGAAGAAGAUCAAGAACAACAAAGGCAAAGACAUACCAGGAGCUGAGGAGCAGAUGAAGCCGUCUUCUCCAGCUGAAGCAGAAAAGAAAGAAGUCUCCAAGGUUCUGGAGGAGUUUGUUAAGAAAGCUCCAAAUGAAACCCUGACCCGGCUGUCAGAGGCUCUAGCAGCGGACGGUGUGUUGAAGUCCUCUGAGAAGCAACGCAUCCUGGAGAAGAACCACACCAGAGGAAACAGAGCGAGCUGCCUUGCUGACACAGUGAUGGAUAAAGGAGCUGCUGCCUGGAAGAAGAUGAUCCACCACCUUCAGGCUGUUGAUGCUCCACUGUCCUCCAAGCUGGGCUUGUCCUCUGGUCCAUUUGUUCAGCAAGUUCAAAGUUCACAGGAACCCAAAACCAAACCAGUAUCAGAACCAGGACUUGUUUGUAAACCGGCCAUUCAACAACUCUUUUCUCUAAAAUCUUACCACAAACCCGUCGAUGACGAGAAGGACGUCUGGCAGCAGAUCUGUCCUGAAGGGGACAACGAUUCUGACAUCAAGCAGUGGUUGAAGGAGCAUCUGGAAGAUCUGGACAGCAGGGAGAUGAAGUACUUCCACUGGUACCUUCACACCGCGGACAAGUCCAAGGACGGCUUCAAGCCGAUCAAGAAGAGCCGCCUGGAGCACGCAAACAGACUGGACACGGUGGACCUGAUGGUUCAGACAUACACCAACACCACCAAGAUGGUGGCACAGAAGAUCUUCAAGAAGAUCAAUAAAAACAAAGGACAUGACUGUAAAGAUUGGCUUCUGGACACUUUGUUAGAGUUGGACGACAAGGAGAUGAAGUACUUCCACUGGUACCUUCAAACCGCAGACAAGUCCAAAGACGGCUUCAAACCGAUCAAAAAGGGUCAACUGGAGGACGCAGACCGGCUGGACACGGUGGACCUGAUGGUUCAGACCUACGCCUCAAACACCAAGACGGUCACAGAGAAGAUCCUGGAGAAAAUCAAUAACAAUAAAGACAAAGGUCUCUCUGAGGUGGAGGAGCAGAUUAAUCUAACAUCUCCAAAUGAAGAGAAAGUGCUCACCAGGAUGCUCAAUGACUUUGUGGAGAAGGUACCAAAAGAAACGUUGUCACAGCUCAUGGAGUCUCUGAUGACUGCAAACACCCUGAAGUCUUCAGAGAAGGAGACAAUCCUUCAGAACCACACCAGAGUCAACAUGGCCAGCUGCUUCGUUGACAUUGUGAUGGAGAAGGGAAUCAACGCCUCCAAGGAGCUGAUGAACCGUCUUCAAACCAUCAACCCUCACCUGUCCUCUGAGCUGCGCUCACCGUCUACCCCAGGUCAAAAGUCUUUUAUAAAGCUCUUCACUAGUAAGAAAACGAGGGAGAUGACGAAGGAACAGGAGGAAUGCUGGCGCCAGAUCUGCCCUCCAGGAGAUAAAGAUGCUGAUUUGAAGCGUUGGUUGAAGAAAACUCUGGAGGAUCUGAAGAACAGGGAGGUGAAGUAUUUCCACUGGUACCUGCGGAUUGCAGACGAGUCCAAAGACGGUUUCCAACCAAUCAAAAGGUACCGUCUGAAGCACGCGGACAGACUGGACACGUUGGACCUGUUGGUGCAGAUGUACCCUGGAAAGGUGAAAGAGGUCACAGAGAAGAUCCUGGAGAAGAUCAGGACCAACACGGCGCAGCACUGGAUCCUGGAAAUGUUUGUGGACAUGGGAGACCAGGACCUUAAAUACUGCCAGAUGUUACUGCAGGGCGCCGACAAGCUGAAGCGCACCUCCCUGAAGAGGGUUCCUCCGUCAGGGGGACAGGAAGUGGACGCCAUGAACCUGAUGAUGCAGAUGUACAACUCAGAGCACAGAGAGGCGCUAGAGAGAGCUCUGAAUGAAAUCCAGGAGUCUUCAGAACUGCCUGAAGACGAAGACCAGGACAACCCAGCUUCUCCAACGGCUCUACGAGCAAAGAAAAUGAAGAGCAUGCUGCUUGACUUUAUCAAGAAAGUGUCCAAUAAAACCUUGGAGCAGCUUCUGAAGGACCUGGUAGUGGACAAGGUGCUCACCGCCUCAGAGAGACAAUCAGUGGUGGAGAAGAACCACACCAGAGUGAACAAGGCCAGCGGCCUGGUGGAGAUCCUGAAGGAGAAAGGACCAGAAGCCUGUCAGAAGAUGAUCAGCCAUGUUGAAACAACGGAUCCUCCACUUUACGCCAAACUGGGUUCUUCCCAGAGCCCCAAUUUCCAACAAGAGCUGCUCCAGAUGCUGUCCUUCAACCUGAAGGAGGAUGAAGGACCAGAGGAAGAGGAAGAGGACAAAUAAACAGGACAUGGAAUUGGUCACGUUGAGGAGCAACUGAAGAUUCAACUUCCUGUUUCUAGAGCUGAUGGUUUCCUGUUUUGUCCACCACUGUUCAGUUUUCCACGUUGGACUUCAGCUUCAAUAAAAACCUUUAAUUAUAA